This is a messenger RNA of Stegostoma tigrinum, 2095 nucleotides long. RefSeq lists its product as uncharacterized. The coding region runs from base 220 to 2040 and encodes 606 amino acids. The record is from RefSeq and is a predicted model, not a curated record. The transcript has 17 exons. NCBI's taxonomy places the organism in Eukaryota, Metazoa, Chordata, Chondrichthyes, Orectolobiformes, Stegostomatidae.
GAACGCUGAAAGUGUAACGAGGGCGCCCCUAAUGUGAUAUCACAGACGAUGGGUGACGUCGCUAGGUCUGAGCCGCGUGCCGCGCGCAGGUCGGGGGAAAAUGCCAGUUGUGCAUUGAUAGGCUACUGCUGGAGGUGUACAAGUUGUGCAGAUGGACCGGAAUACGUGGCCUAAUUCUAUGUGUCCCACUGAAUGCGGCAAGAUUAAGGCUAACAGCAAAUGGAUGAAAUCAACGGCAAUGGCUACCCAGAGGAAAAAAGGAAAGCAGAUUGUGAUAACAGUCUUUGUUUGGAUGCUUUGGAAGAAUUUUCGCAAAAUCUGGAUUUAUCAUCUUUUUCUGAGACAUUUUCCUGUGAAAGCGAUACUGAAGAAUCUGUAAUAAAGGAUGAAGACUUUCCCUCAGAAAAGAAGACUGAUAAUGCUGCUGCAGAGGAGGAUGAAUAUAACAGUCAGGAAGCAGCAAGAAUUGUGGAAAGGGAACAGAUGAACAGAAAUUAUAGCCAACUGGUUGAUGAGAUUGAACUCCUUCGUGUGCAGUCUGAAAGAGAGCAUCUAGACACGCAAAACCUUAAACGAGAAAUUUCUGUGGUCAGAAAUGAGAACCACCGACUUCAGCAGGUGGCAGAGGAGGAGGUCAAAAAAAAGAAGUCAGCAGAGCUGGAUGCUAGGAGGUGGAAGAAAGAGUUUCGCAAACUCACUAUGGACCAGCAGGAGAAAGAAAGGCAGACCAAUAUUGUGGUGCAGACGUUGAAAACAGAACUGAAUGCAUUGAAAGACACUUCCAAAAAGAGAGAAAAAGAAAUCAAACAAAACAUGAAAAUGCUGGCUAACAUUAUUCUGGAUAUGAAGUUGGUGCACUCUGAUUUAUCUGCCAAAGGACCGUCUGACAAAGGAGAUUGUGCCAAUUCUGUCUGCGUGAGGCGAACUAGUCAAAUACUCUCCAAAAUAGAUGUUAUUCUUUCAUCCAUGGAAGGAAUCAUUAUUUGCCGGGAUCCCAACAGUUGUUCUAAUGAUAUGCCGCCAGAAGAGGACAUUGAUGGUAAAGGAAUCACAGAUUUGAAAGAAAAAAUACCUGCAGCGAGAAAUAAAAGGAAACAUUCAAAACAAGAGAAUGAAACAGUGCAGAAACGUAUUGUGAAGAAGAACGAAGAAUGUAAGAUGCUUGCAGCAGAAAAUGUAAAACUUCACAAAUGUGUUAAAGAACUCACAUGCAAGGUUAAUGGCUUCAACAAAAUAAUCCAAUUUGCUGACCAAAGACUUCAGAUGAAUAAUUUGCAUAUUUUGAGUUCUCCAGAUUCCACAAGUGGCAGCAGUAACGCAAGUGGAAGGGCUUGUCAUUCUAAAACUGAACAGGACAGCCAUGAUGUCCCUGAGUCUUGCUAUGUAAAAGGUACUCUGCAACAUUUAAAAGUAGGUAACAAACGCAAUCAGAAACCAGAAGCAGAUAAAUUAGAACCUAAGGAAUAUAUCAGCAGCCAAUAUCAAAUUGGCAGCAGUUCUCAACCAGACAUUUAUUUGGUUUGCAACAAGAAGGAUGAGCGAUCCUUAGAAACUGAAACAGUUGGCACGGCUUCAGAGAUAUCCCAGGAUGAUGUGGAAGUGAACUACAAUGGCGAAAAGGAUGAAACAGAUUGCAAUGCCAGUUAUUGUGAUAGCAACAUUACCAAAUCUGUCCCCAAAGAAGAUAUCUUGGAUAAAGAGGCAGGGAUUGGCAUUGAAGAUGAGGAUGUGAAUGCACACAAACCUAACUUGGGACAGAGCAAUAAAUGUACUGAAGAAUACCACCAGACUAAAGCUGCUACAUGUAAACAAAAGCAGGACAAGGCAGCAAAGUUGAAAUAUAACCAAGGGAAAUCGUCUGAUUUCAAAUUGCUUGCAACUGAAAAUAUAAGGCUCCAGGGUUGUGUGAAUGAGCUCCAAUACAAGGUUGAUGGAUUGAACAAAAUUGUCCAGUUUGCCGACCAGAGACUCCGAAUGUUUAAUUUGCAGAUUCUGAGGCAAGAUAAAUACUACAAGACUACAGACACACUUUCUACAUGAGUGAAAAUGAAAAGCUGUUGAUCAUCAUAGCGAUUCAGCUUAAAAUUAUUUAUAC